UUUCUUCUUCAUGACUGCCUAAAAACACAAGCAUAUGCCAAAAGCAAUACAAAAACCAAUCUUGAUAGAAACACCUACAUCACUGUAGGGUGCAGUGGGAAUAGUAAUAAUCGAGGGGGGACGUAUAGAUCACGACAAAGGCAGUAAUGCAACAUUAUGGAUACAAAUACCAUGAGGUUAUCCACAUUUAUGCAAAGAAAAAGAAAACAAACAUUCAGAGGAGUCAGAAAGGAAAAAACUAACAAAGGAUUUUGGGAAAAGAAGGUGUCCAGAAGUAAAUAUACAAAACAAAACAGUAAUGCAAUGUUUGGGAAUCCAACCUCUUUUAAAAAUUUUAAUGGAUCAACUAUAUCUCGGGCACACUGGAGAAAAAUCAAACGUAGGAAGUUAGUUAUCAUUUUGAGUGAAAUAAGCUUCCGUAUCGGCACACAACAUCAGCAGGAGAAAUGGCAGCCGUGCUGUGAGGCACAUGUUGUCACUUUUUGUGAGCUGCAAAACACUGUCGACGGGGCCGAGAGACGACACAUAGGCACCAUGUCUCGGCACAGAAAUGUCCGGGGUUACAACUACGAUGAAGACUUCGAGGACGAUGACAUCUACGGACAGUCUGUGGAUGAUGAUUACUGUAUAUCACCAGCAACAGCAAAUCAGUUCAUCUACUCACGUCAGGAGAGACAAGCACCAAAAGAGGAGCCUUUAGAAGAGGAGGAGGGAGAGUGUGAAGAAGAAGAUGCUUUUAUGUCUCCAUCUUCAAGCCACAACCUUGACCCUCUUGAUCAAGCCAAGCUGUUCUCCUGUCUGGAUCAUAUGCGAACAGUCCUGGGAGAUGCAGUUCCCGACUCAGUUCUGAGUAAGGCAGCCAUUAAGCAUGAUUUUGACCCACAAAAGGCGUUGGAUGCAGUCCUGUCAGAAGACACUAAACCAACCCCGGUUGCAGAAGGUACUACUGAGGCAGCUUUUGCACCAAGAGUUACCCCAGGGUUAGCGCCGCUGCCACAGAGAACCAAACGAGGGUCUGCUGCAGAGAAAGGAGCCUGCUUGUCUGCUUUUCACACUGACAUCCAAUCCAUGGCACAUAAGCCCCAAUCUGAUCAGUGCAAACAUACACAGCCACGUGUGGCAGCAAGUGAAUUGAAAUUGAGUGGUCUUCUAUCAGAAAAUAAAGUUCUAAGCUGUUCUGAAAAUCAAAGUGUCAGCCCUGGGAAAAGUAGCUUAGGGACUACUAGUCUGGCACAGCUCAUGUCUGAGCAUGAGCAGAAAAGUAAGGUGACAGCAGCGGUUGACGCAGGGCAAGGUUUAUCUGUGCCCUCAUUUGGGAGUCUCACCAUUGGCGCUAACUCACCGCCUUCUGCUAUUUCCAACCCAAGUGGUCUUUCAUUGGGAACUUUGGCUUCUCUGAACAUGACCACUGCAUCGACCACUCCAGCCACUUGCCUUCUUUCAGCUUCACUCGGUAGUCUUUCACUAAACAAUUCUAAAGUGACGACCAGGAGUGCGUCUCUCGCCAUUCCCACUGUAUUUGGGAGUCUCAGUUCUGUCCUCCAGAGCAAUCAGAUCUCACAGGGAUGUAGGACAGACAAGCCUGCAACAGCUGAUCCCAAGGGGAGUCCAUCGUUGGCUGAUUUAAUCCAGGAGCACUCAAACCACAUCCCUGGAAACAGUGACUUAUUUCCAACUUUGCAAAACGAAAUAGCACCUUUGAGAUGUUCAGGAGGGGUUGAACCAGCACAGACUCCCCCACUGUCUGAGCUUGCGUCACUGCAUCAAAAAAAUAAAUCACACACAGAGUCUCGAUCACAAGGCACGGGACUCCCUGCAGACACACAGAGCUUUGCUAAACCAACAAAUUCUUCAAUUGAAUUUCUGGGUGGGACUGUCCCACCCUCACAAAUGACACGGCAGCAUCAAAUGAGCUCAUUAGCUUCCUUCAAACCUAUUAGCACUGGAUCUUCUGCAAAAGCACUGAAGCAACCACCCGACCUCUCUGAGCUGCUCUCUUUGUCAAACCUGACUUUUCAACCUAAAGAAAAAAAUUCAACCACUUCAUGUGGGUCACAGUUCUCCCUUACCUCACUCUUGUCACCAGCAAAAACAGAGAAGGCAGAUGUGUUGGCAGAUAGUACUUCAGAAGAUAGCAUGAAGCGCAAAUGUGACCACAAACCAUAUGAACAAAUCACCAGGCCAAAUAAGCCACUCCAUACUAUUGAUCUGAGUGCACUUAUAGCCCAGGCCCACGGAACAGGACCUUGUCCAUCUGAUACAGACCUCCUUUCACCCAUGUCCUCAUCUCCAGUUCCCUUGGGCUUCGAUACUUCUGUUUUUGCGACACCUUCGUUAUUUGCGAUUACUUUGUCUACUCAGAUCCGGAGGCCGCACAAGAGGACGAGAGUUGUUUUAAAAAGAAUAUUAAGAGCGCAGAAGGCUGGAAUUGGUUACCAGGCUUUCCUCUGUAAAUCAGAGGGCAAGCCCAGAGAGCAGACCGCCACGCGUUCACCAAUUGUACCGUUCUGCUUUGACACACCGUCACCAGAUGACGUUGUCCGUGCUAAUCAACGAAAAGCUUUUACCAGGUAGACGAAAAGAAAUAAAAAGCACUUGAUGGAGCAACAUUGCCACCAGUGUUGAUGCUUCAUGCCCCUUGGCAUGGAAGCUGCACUUCAAAAGAAACACAUUCAGUGAUGCAUCACUCAGGGCCGUCACUUCUUUUUAAUUUGGGGUUUUACAAACAGUCUGAAGGACUUUAUAUACAGAUUACAAAAAAAAGUUCAUAAACAAUAUUUCAAUCUAUAAAUACAGGAAUUCUUUUCAAAACCACACAGGCAACUUGACGUUGAAUGCAGCUAAUACUAAAAUGUUUUAACAACUUUUAGGACUUGUUUAUUUUUAUUUACCGUAGCCAAACAUUUUGUUUUUGGUCAUGCUUUUUGUAUGUUUUGACAAAUGGUUUUACAUUUUUUUAUUGGUAAAAUGAAUAAAGCUUAAGAAAUGAUAGCAAGGUCUUUUUUUUUCUUUUCUGGCACUGAGCUGCAUGAACCCUCAAGAGAGAAAGGGGUUAUGUUUUGUCUGCAGGUGCGAUGCAGCUAUUGGAAUAUGGAUCAGUUAACCAUUGUGCUGGUUUAUGGUUGUGUGUGAGAUCAUGGGGUUGACUUAUUGGUCUAGAGGACACCUGGAGAUUUUCCCAUGAGACAGUGAUGAAAAACACAAGCAUGUACACAAGUGCAGACAAAGUAACUCUUAAAUGUUCUGUAAUUGACUAACUAAUCUUAAUGAAACCAACCCAUCAGAGCUGUGUUUUACUUUUAACCUUUUACACUAUAUUGAACAGAGGGGUUUUAUACUCACACUGGGUACAUCUGUUUCCUUUUUUUUUCUACUGGAAAUAAAUUAUGCAAAUAUCAAUGAUGUCAGAAAUAGACACAAAAACUGAGAUUGACAGCUGCAUCAGUGUUCAUCUCAGUGGAUCCAAGUUAAACACAUUUCUGGAUAGUUAAUGCCAAAAGAUGGACAUUGUAUUUUACUUUAAUUUUUUUAGAAGUAGCCUUUCUUUUAACAAGUAAAAGCAAAAAAAAUGCUUUCAGCAUCUGCAAAACUCACAUGGCAUUGAUUUGCACAAAUCGAAAUCUAACAUAUAAAAUUUAUUAUUAUUACCUUAUUAAUAAUGUGAUCUAAAAGGAGAUGCAUCCAGUUUGGCUGGAACCUUGAGGUUCCAGCCACUCUUGAGUGUGCACACACUCUUGAGUGUGCAUGUAUCUGCAUUGCUUGAAUGUUGAUGUGCAUGUGUGUCGACUAGUUAGCUUACAGCUAUCUAGUAAGUUAUCAGUAUUAACCCAAUUACACCCUUCUGACACACUUCAAUUUCAAGUUUUUUUGUAAGAUGAAAGAAUUCACCCAGGGUUUUUCUUUUUAUUUCAUAUAUUUGUCUUAACUGCUUCACAGAAAUUAUUAGAAUGGAAAAAAGAUGUCCGGGACGUUAAUAAUUAAUUAAUUAAUGCUUUUCUGCAUGUGUGUCAAUAUCUUACAUCAAUCACAAGCUGUAAAGGUCAAAAACGUGACAGCCCUACUAAAAAGUGUGCAAUGUUUUACUCACAGCUCUGAGUUCUCAUGUAAGAGUGGGGGCUCAGCAGUGGAGCAGUGGAGUGGUCUGCUUUCUCAGGCAGGUCUUUGGUUAUGCAUUGUCAGUGGGCUACAGUUCUGUGCAUAUUUAUAUAGACUCAUAAAAGGAGACUUUAGUCAUCAUCAGUCAUUUUUCAACUAUCAUUAUAACACUCAUUCUUAACAGUGACACUUUUUAACUUGGUACAAACUAAUAACUGUGUAGAUUCAUUUUGCUAUCUUUUCAGUUAACUAAGGACACAAGUUAUGAUUUGAAUAGCUGCCUACAAUGAAAAGUCAAUGCAGGACUUUAAGAAACAGCCCUCUUAAAGGCAAAAUGCCUCCUCUGUAUAAAUAUCUGGUGCAUUGUUUGCACUUUUUUUAAGCAGGAACAGUGUUUCUGGAAGUGUUUCACAUCCGUACUCUGACUCAUCAGUAUUGGUUUGAAUGAAGACUCUCAAAAGACUUAAAAUUACCUGGAGGUUUAACAAAUCUGCUUUAGGGCACAGCAGAUAAGAUCUCCAACCUUGAAGCAUCAACUGUAGAGACCAUGUUGUAUAUUGUCCAAUGAUUGUUCCAAGAUUUGAGCAAAUGAAGGGGAAAAAAGGGGAAAAUGUCAAACUGCUAUUUUAUAGGUAUUGGUAGAAUUAUUAUUCCCUCAUUACUUUGUUUAAUGUUGAAUUUUCAGCUUGAUUUAAGCUUUGUGAACACAUGAAAGUGAGUGAAGUUGACCCUGAGGGUGUCAAACAAACCAUGGAUCCCAGGGGGAAUGAUUGAUAGUAAAGGGUUGGCAGUAGGGAUAAUUGCAAGUCAAACAUUAGAAGUCAAACAGGUUUUUUCUGUGUAGUCUUUGCAGAAUUAUGAUAUUUCGAAGCUCUGCUGCUCAGGUCUCCUGCUGUAAACGAAGAUCCAGUCCAGGCUGUUUUAAUGCACAGUCAUAGUUAUAGUAACAGACUGUUUUGUCCAUCAUCAAUUCUGUCCUUUUUCUCAAUCUUAAGGCAAACCUGUGUGUGUGGGUUUGGGCAGGAAGCUGUACUUAUGGAGAAAAUGUCACCCCAAGCACAUGACGAAGCCUGAUCGCCUUACUCUCUUGUGUCUCAUACACCACCUACGUAGGAAAAUCUGAUCAUCUUUCUCAACUUUCGCAGCUUUGUCAGAGGCAGACAGAUCAAAUCAUGUUGGUGUCUUCACACAACUUGCAGCGCUUACUUGUUGCAGACUGUUGUUUUGAAGCUGUGCAAACUCCGGAAAAUACCAUGGUGCUCACAGCAGAAGAAUGCAUGUGUUUACGGACAUAUGGGCUGUAUAAUGGGCUAUGCUUCCUGUCUGUACAGAAUGAUUAUUGGAAAAUAGUCUGAGAGGAAGAGAAGCAAAUGUUUGAUCAGUAUUUCCAAAGACUUUAAGUCUGCUGAACGUGUCUUUGGACUGUAGAAGAACACUAAGGAAACCCAUGUGUAUACGUAGGUAGAGUUUGCACCGCCAGACACAAAGGAAGGCCGUAUGUCUGACCCAGAAAAGAGCAAGACCCUCCUACCAUUAGGGUUUUUUUGUGACUACACCAUAUAGUUGGGUCGUGACCAUGUGGUAUUGGCAUGAGUAUUGGGUUAUCAAUCAUAACUGAGUGGGUUAUGAGCGAAUAAGUUAAAACUUAUGACUGAUGAUGAUUUAUAACAUUUUCUAUUAAUGCUAUUAAUUAUUCUAUUAAUACACUUUUCCCCAUUGUUUUUGAUAAGUUGAUGUAACACGUUAAACCUGGCUACCACUAUGUUGUGACACUUACUUAAAAUGUAUAAACUUAAUUUAUAGGAUGCUAAUUGUUUUAGGUGUAAAUGAAGUUCUUUUUUUCUGAUAUGAAAAUCUUGAGUUGUCCAACAGCCUGUGGUCGGCUUUAUCUUAUUCCCCUCUUCAGUAGUUGACAGUUCUGACCUGUCGGCAGGUUGGGAAGCUCACCUACCCUAACUCAAAGCCAGGUAGUUGUUCCGAGUAUUUCUUGACACCAAUAAUUCGAAGAAAAA
This is a messenger RNA of Cynoglossus semilaevis (tongue sole), 6107 nucleotides long. It is a transcript of the gene hbs1l, whose product is annotated as HBS1-like translational GTPase. The coding region runs from base 157 to 2574 and encodes 805 amino acids. NCBI's taxonomy places the organism in Eukaryota, Metazoa, Chordata, Actinopteri, Pleuronectiformes, Cynoglossidae. Gene Ontology annotation, molecular function: GTPase activity; GTP binding. The record is from RefSeq and is a predicted model, not a curated record. The transcript has 6 exons.